CGGAGACAGAGAGGAACCUGGAAAAUCUCACGUGAGGAGAAGCGCAGGCGAGUAGGCUGGCCAAGGAUCAGGGCCUUGGCCCAUGGUCUCAUAGAGCCUGGCCUGUUCUGGAAGAGCACCCAGUUGUUCCUUCUAGGCUACCCAAGCCCCAUUGAUGAUGGGUGAGAGGGAGGAGGACGACGACACUGAGGAAGCCUGGCUGCAGCUGCGGCCCAUGGAACCCCUGCCCUCCCAGUGCUGCGGCAGUGGCUGCUCACCCUGUGUGUUUGACCUCUAUCACCGAGACCUGGCAAGGUGGGAGGCAGCCCGAGCCAGCAAGGACAGGAGCCUGCUGCGUUGGCCAGAGUCACAGAGCUGCCCCUCCAAGCUGAACCCAGAGACCUUUGUGGCCUUCUGCAUCAGUGCCAUGGACAGACUCACUAAGGACACAUACCGUGUCCGGUUUGCUGUACCCGGGAACAGCCAGCUUGGCCUGCAGCCUGGCCAGCACCUCAUCCUACGAGGGAUAGUAGAUGACUUAGAAAUUCAGAGAGCCUAUACGCCCAUCAGCCCUGCCAAUGCAGAAGGAUACUUUGAAGUGUUAAUUAAGUGCUACGAGAUGGGGCUGAUGUCCCGGUAUGUUGAGUCCUGGAGAGCAGGAGACACAGCUUUCUGGCGAGGACCUUUCGGAGAUUUCUUCUAUAAAGCAAACCAGUAUGGUGAGCUCCUCAUGCUGGCUGCGGGCACGGGCCUGGCCCCCAUGGUGCCCAUCCUGCAGAGCAUCACAGAUAAUGAGGAUGACGAGACUUUUGUCACUCUAGUCGGUUGCUUCAAGACCUUCGAGAGCAUCUACCUGAAAACCUUCCUCCAAGAGCAGGCCUGUUUCUGGAACGUCCGUACCUUCUUUGUACUCAGCCAGGAGAGCUCCUCAGAGCAGCUUCCCUGGAGUUACCAAGAGAAGACCCACUUUGGCCGCCUGGGCCAGGACCUAAUUAAAGAGCUGGUCAGCUGCUGUCGGAGAAAGCCAUUCGCACUGGUCUGUGGCUCGGCUGAGUUCAGCAAGGACAUAGCCAGGUGCUUACUGUGCGCAGGCCUCACUGAGGACUCCUAUUUCCUCUUCUAGCCCUGGCCUCCCUUCCAAAGCCUAGGCUACUGGGACCCAGGAAGGAGCACAGACUGGAAUCAGAAGACAUGGAGUCCAGGCCUGGUCCUGCUGCUCAUUUGCCAGGUAACCUUGGGCAAGUGUCUUUACUGCUCAGAACCUCUACUUCUCAUCUGCCCCAUGAGGUUAAUCACUCCUCUGGCCUCCUACUAUGUGGAAGGAGGACAGGCUGUAGGGACCCUGAGGAAGCGAGCAACCAGCCUGGGAGUCAGGGAAGACUCCUCAGAGGAAGCCAAGUCCAGGCUGAGCCCCAUGAGGAGUAGGAGUUGGGCAGGGGAAGAUUCAGGAGGAGCUUCCCUGGCCCCUCCAAUUAGAGGAUCUAAUGGGGGCUCCAGCUGCGGCCUCAGCACCAUCUCAGAUUAGGGGCUCCUGAGUGUGUAGGGAAGGACACAGGAGAGGCUAAGAGCUCUUUGGAGGAGAAUUCUACCUUUCCUUCUGUGCCAUGAGCCUGACACAUGAAGGUCUUCGGUUCUAUGACUUCACCAUGUCCUGAGAGCAAGGUGGGGCCCUGGACUGUCUUUGUAUUGGCCCCAAGCCUUUCCUGCUGUGAACAGCUUCAUUCUCAGUCCCCUUUCCUGGCUCAAGAAUUGAGCCUAGCAAAAGAAGAGGCAUGGGAAGGAAAUGCCCCUCCCUCCUUCUGCAGGCAGCCACUCAGCCUGUGCCUUCAGUUCGGUGCCCUGGUGACAGUUGCUAUGGAGAUCUAAAGAUAGAGCAGGAGUCAGGAGACCUGGGUCCCUCUCCCAGCUUGUCCCACUGAGCGGCUGCCGAUCCCAGUCCACCCACCCCAGGAACCCGGCACCCCCAUCCCAGGAACCCAGUGCCCCUGGGCAGCACACUGCAGUUAAUGAAUUCUGCUUUCCACAGCCUGGGCUCCAGCAUGCUGCACCAGCUUGGGCUAACUACAGGCAGUCCCAGAAUUGGAAUACUAAGCCAUGGAAUCUUGGAGUUAGACUUUUAUAGUCAUAGAAGUAGUACCCCUCACCAUAUCAAAGCUGAAAGUUCAGGACUCUAAGAAACAUACAGUGUGACAGACUUAUUGUAUACACGGGAAACUGAAGCCCAAUGAGACUAAAUGACUUGCCCAGGGUAAAACAGUCCAUGGCAGAGCCAGCACUAGAAGCCUCCUAGCUUCAACCUCAUGUGCCAGUUCGGCACCAGUGGUUUUCAAACUGCGCUCCACAGGAAACAAGCGUUCUUUGCAUAGCAGCAGUGAAAGGACAGCUCCAGAUGGAUCCCCAGACCCCCCUUCAACCAGAGCAGUUCCAUUUUCAUCCCAUUUGUAUAUUGGGGUUUCGAAGUAUUUUUAUUUGUAGAAAAGGAUUUUCCUAUCCUGCUCAGAAAAAUGGCAACAAAUCUCUCUGCUGUGUCCCAUUUAAUAAAUAAUUCUGACACACAGCUGGGGGAUGGUGCCAGAGGUUUCAAACUGCUUCACAGGCAGAGUUCCAGGGUCAGAGAGCUGGAGUGCUGUGUGUGACCUUCUCCCAGAAGCGUGGGCACAGGAGCGUGUUAAAGGCCUGAAAAGACCAGUGGCAAAGAAACUCCUUUCAUUUUGUCUAACCCAGAGUUUCUCAAGCUUUUUUAACUAUAGAACACUUUUCUAUGGGUUUCGUAGCCUCUUUCUAGCACAGCAUAAUGAGUGGGAAAGGCCCUGACUGAGAGUCAAAGAUUCUGAGCAGGAACCGUGAUCUCUUCCUGCCUAGCCUGUGACUUGAGCAAGAUACUUUUCCUCUCCCCAGACCUCUGAGGUCUGCGAUUUUCCCUCCACCCUUUCCUCUCCCUCAGUUUGCACAUCCUAUUGACUCAGCUGCAAAUAGCGGGGGCCUGUCAGGAGCCUGACUCUGUUCAGACACGAGGGAAACAACAGCACACCAGGCAGAUGCAGUUAUGUCCAGUGCGGAACUUACAGCCUAGCAAGGAAGGCAGAAGUUCAACCUGUAAUUCUAAAAGGGAUAGAUGUCAUGGAAAGGGAAGUGUGGAGUGCUGGGAGAGUGGAUGGCAGGGGCUUUAGCCCAGUCUAGGGAAAGGCCAGGGGCACACCACUGCCACCAGAGAUAGAGGCUUCAAAAGCUUCCAAGUCACUCUUAUUAAGAGUGUUGCCGGCCCUGGUGGCUCACACCUGUAAUCCCAGCACUUUGGGAGGCUGUGGCAGGUGGAUUGCCUGAGCCCAGAAGUUUGAGGCCACCCUGGCCAACAUGACAAAACCCUGUCCCUACAAAAAAAAAAA
Rhinopithecus roxellana (golden snub-nosed monkey) is the source of this 3365-nucleotide messenger RNA. RefSeq names its product NADH-cytochrome b5 reductase-like (gene CYB5R5). The coding region runs from base 155 to 1102 and encodes 315 amino acids. Lineage: Eukaryota; Metazoa; Chordata; Mammalia; Primates; Cercopithecidae. Gene Ontology annotation, molecular function: oxidoreductase activity. The record is from RefSeq and is a predicted model, not a curated record. The transcript is spliced from 7 exons.